Egretta garzetta (little egret) is the source of this 4877-nucleotide messenger RNA. RefSeq names its product sphingosine-1-phosphate phosphatase 1 (gene SGPP1). Gene Ontology annotation, molecular function: sphingosine-1-phosphate phosphatase activity. Lineage: Eukaryota; Metazoa; Chordata; Aves; Pelecaniformes; Ardeidae. The annotation marks the transcript as partial. Gene Ontology annotation, biological process: sphingosine metabolic process; phospholipid dephosphorylation. The transcript has 4 exons. The record is from RefSeq and is a predicted model, not a curated record. Gene Ontology annotation, cellular component: endoplasmic reticulum membrane.
CCGCAGCGGUGGAGGAGGAGGCCGCGCCGCAACUCGCUCACGGAGGAGGACGGCAGCCAGGAGUUCUCCACCCGCAGCCGCUUCCUCUACUACCUCUUCAGCCUGGGCACGGAGCUGGGCAACGAGCUCUUCUACAUCCUCUUCUUCCCCUUCUGCAUCUGGAACUUGGACGCCUGGCUGGGCCGGAGGCUUAUCAUCAUCUGGGUGUGGGUGAUGUACCUGGGGCAGUGCACCAAGGAUGUCAUCCGCUGGCCGCGGCCUGCCUCCCCGCCCGUGGUGAAGCUGGAAGUCUUCUACAACUCCGAGUACAGCAUGCCCUCCACCCACGCCAUGUCGGGCACCGCCAUCCCACUGGCGCUCCUGCUGCUCAGCUACGGGCGGUGGGAGUAUCCCCUUAUCUUUGGACUGAUCCUUGCAUUCUGCUGGUGUUCUUUGGUUUGCUGUAGUCGAAUUUAUAUGGGAAUGCAUUCAAUUUUGGAUGUUAUUGCUGGAUUUCUGUAUGCUAUUCUCAUCUUGGUCGUCUUCCAUCCAGUUGUGGACCUGAUUGAUAACUUCAACCUAACUUACAAAUAUGCACCCUUAAUUAUCAUCAGUCUCCAUUUAGCCCUGGGCAUCUUCUCUUUUACUCUAGACACCUGGAGCACAUCGCGAGGAGACACAGCUCAGAUCCUGGGCUGUGGGGCUGGAGUAGCCUGUGGCUCUCACGUUAACCACAUAAUGGGUCUAAAGCUAGAUCCUCCUCCUAAUGUGUUACCUUUAUCUCUUUCCUCUCUGACUGUGACUGUGUUUGGAAAAGCCAUAUUGCGGUUGUUGAUUGGAGUAAUAGUUCUGUUGUUAACAAAAGUAGCAAUGAAAAAAGCCACUAUUCCACUGGCAUGUAAAAUAUUUCGCAUACCACAUGAUGAUGUACGGAAAGCAAGACAACGCAUGGAAGUUGAGCUUCCUUACCGCUAUAUUACGUAUGGAACGGUUGGGUUCUCCCUCAUGUUUAUUGUUCCUUGCCUUUUCCAUUUUAUUGGUCUUUCUUGAUGCGGUUUUGUCACUUUAAAUAAGGAGAACAGAGCUAGUUGCUUUUUGAAGAGGUGCACUAGUUUGCUAAGGGAAGGCCAGUGAGCUUGGCUUUAGCAGGGUCUUCACUUUAACAGCAAUACAUAGCAGGCAAAGCAUUUAAAGAACUGCACAUCUUUGUGUAUGGUAUGGGGCCAGAAGUCAAAUAUCAGUCCACGAGAAGUGCUGAACUCUCUAAAUGCUAUGUCUAGACAUUGCUGUAACAGAGUCUGUGUGUGUGUGGGUGCGAUGCCGUGAAUGUAUCUGGAAUGUCUGUCGUACUGUACCUGUCACUGACGCUUUACCUACAUUGACAUUUUAACAGGUAUGUCUGACAACUAAUCAGAAAGCUCCAUUCAUGAUCUGUUUGCUGUUCCAUAGUAAUUUAUUCAAGCUGUUGGACCAUAGACUGCUAAAUUUGCUUUCCUCUUUUCUUUCCUGGAGUCCUGCUUCAAGAUGUUCCAGCUAAUAGGCGUUUCUAAGGGACCAAACUUGUAAUGAGGUUGAAUUUUUAAAAAAAAAACCAAACAGAAGCCUUUUUCUUUAGCCCCCUCUGCAAGAGUAAAAUGUCUGGAUUGGCAUUGGUAGAUAUCAUUAGAGUAGAUAGGAUUCAGGUACUGUAUUUUAUGGUUUAAUAACUGUGCCUUUCUGUUGCUAAAUCAAGAAAUGCCAUAUAUACUGUGAUGUAAAAAAUGCCUAAUUUUAUUUAAAAUCCUACAGAAUUAGGCAGAUAUUUUUAAAUGUUAGAUUGUUCACAUUGCUGGCAUGGUUCAAGUUAACCGGAAUAUUCAGUUUAGCCUGAUCAAAAUUGCAUAAAUGAAAUGACCCAAAAAUUGUGUCCUUAAGCUCCAGAUGUUAUAAAUGGACAAUAAUCCCUUUUGUAAGUAUUUUUAAUGUAUAUUGUAAGUUACUGGAAGAGGAUAUAUUUUUCUGGAGAUUGUUUAUACAAGGGACAGGUAUUCAAAAUUAAUUAUCUAAACAUAGAAACAAUAAAAACACAUCAUUCUACAAAGAAAUGGAUCUCACUAUUCCAAACUAAUUUAGAAGGACCAUUGUUUUUAGAUACUUGCUAAGAAAAUAUAAUCCUUAUUCUAGAAAAAAAAUAUGUAUUUUUAUGCAUUAACGUACUAUAUUUAAAGGUGAUAAUCACUUUUACCCAAUUUAGAUAGCUAUAAGACAAUAUAAUGUUCAAAUUAAAUUUUUAAUCUUUCUGAUAGGCAGACUGUGAGCAGUCAGGACAGUAUGGUCAAUGCAUAAAUGGUUUGUGCGUAUCCAGAUUUUACUGAAUUAUUAUGUGCUUUUCAGCUUUUCACGAUCCUUUUUCCAGUGAUGAGUAGAAUGUGACCCUUCAGCUGUAAUUUCACGUGCCUCUCUUGUAUUUAAUUUUGUCUGUGUUAAUGUGUUGCCUAAUCUGUUCUUCCCGUGUCAGGAACUGCCAUAUUGCAGCAAGAGCUGUCUUACUGUCUGGCCAGACAUGAAUUACUUAGUUUUAUAUUGUACAUCUUUUUUCAGGAAAAACAUAAUUUGGUUGGGAAGUAUAGUCAUUAGGUAGAAUACAAAGCUUACAUUUUUUGUAAACAAUAUUUGGAAUGGGAAGUUUUUUUGUACUGGAGCUCAUAUCUCCAAACUGUUAAUAUGUAAGUUAACAAACUUAACUUCAUAUCUCUUUCCUCAAAGCAGUCAAAGUUACGGUACGCUGGCAUUAGGUGAUGUGAAAAGCUAACUUGUCUGAUGUUUCUUCGGUGCAUUCAGAAUGCAUGGCUAUGAAUGUAUUCAAAAUGAUGUAUACAGAACUGAUAGUGUUAAACAACUUCUAUCAUUGAAAAGACCUUACCUAGUAGAACAUGGUUAGCUUGUUUCAAUGCAUAUUUCUGGAUUGCAUUUUUCUAUCUGUUCCUCCUUUGCAGUUUCAUGCUGAAUGUGCAGUAAAAGGUAAAUGGGUGUCCAAGGUUUUGAGGGAGGGAUUUCCACUGGUUUGGCUUUGCACAAUAAAAUAGUCAUUAAAUAAAUAGCUGGGGGGAAUGUACACAAAAUGCCUUACGCUUAAAGCCCUGAGCAAGCGGUGUAGUUACAAUUAUAUUCAAUUAAUCUGAGGACUUGUGAAAAUAAUAGGAUAACUUUCUCUGAAAUUUAAGGCAUAUUCUCCUUAAACAUUCUAGUUAUAUACAGUUUAUAGCAAAAAAAAUGCUUAAAUUUAGCACAGAAUAGACAAGUGGGCAAAACUAUUUUUUAAGGUACGUGUUUGUCUUCUAUGAACUUCCAAGUUUACAGCCUAAGAGUGUUCUUAAAGCUGUCUUUUCUAGCUGCGCUUGCUCUGUUGCACUCUUAAUGGAAAAUACAGACUACCGUGGAAGAUCUAGAAUGGGUGAAAAAAAACAUAUGCAGGUAGGGCUUUCAACAGGCUAAGGAAAAGUACACUGUAGCUUAUUCUAAUGUUACUCAUAAAUAUAUAUUUUAUAUUUUUAUACAUUACAUUGGGUAACUUGUUCCAUGUACCACGUAGUCUAGAACACAGGAAAUAUGUAUCAGAAUGUUUAUACAGCACCUUUACAACCCCAUCUCUGACUGCAACUAAUUUACUGAAGUUUACAAGAAAAAAGUUUUACUGUUCUAUUUUCAUGUUUUAUAAGGAGCUAGGCUCAAGAGGCCGGUUUAGCACAAAAUGUCAUGCAAUAUGAAUACUGUUAUAGAAUAAAGAAUCACAGAAAUGCAAAAAUUUAAAAACCCAACUUAAAUAUUUGUAUUUUAGUAUAUUUUUGUUUAAUAAUACGUUAAGAUUCCUUCAAAUCAGGCAUAAGAAAACAGCAGGUAAAACUGGAGCACUUUCUUUGCCCUAAGCUAUUCCUAGAGCUGAACAUGAGAAAUGUUUCUAGUAUGAGCAUCAGCUGGUACCAAAUUAUUUAUAAAUAAACGUAGCAUAGCUUUAAAAGGUAGUUAAAUGUCUUUUCAGAAGGACAAUACAAAACCUUCAUGAAGUGGUGCAAAAACAUACUCAUAUGUCACUGCUAGUGAAUUUCCUCAGUUCCAGGUUGUAUUGUCCUGAAGAGAUAAAUACUACUACUUUACAGAAGCAGACACAAAUACGCAUUAACUACAAAAAGCCAUGAGUUAAAUUUGUCUUGUUUGAUUACUGUAUGAAGUAAAUCCUGAAACUAACAGUCACGCAGAGUGUAAUUUGGCACAAAUUUUUUUUCCACAAGGCUGAAAAAACUUGAAUUCGACUUAGAUUUCCUUAAACAUAGGUGCAGGAUUUUUUUCUGACCUGGCCCUCAAUCAGAACGAACGUAUGCGUUGCAUCUUGGCUAAGGGUUAGAAUCUAUUAUUUUGAAAAAAAUUUCAUGUUUAUAAAAAAGCUAUUACUUUGGUUUCCCAUACCAUGAACUGGGGUUGAAGCGUCUUUCUCCUGUGUGAUCACCUGUGACCCUCUUCAGACCCUGAUCACAUUUGCCUUACCAUUUACCUUGCAAAUUGGGGGGGGGGGAAGGCGAGGUGGAGAAGCUAUUUUAAGGUAAAUUGGAAAACCAGAGGGAGUUGUGUUUUGCUUAUUUACUUGGAAUUUUUUUUAAGCUUAUGUACAGCUUUUCUCCUGAAAAAAACAGAAAGAUGCAUUUCUUUUAAAAUGGCAUCUCUAAAUGUGGUAUGUGGCUUUUUUUUUUUUUUUACCAGAACAGUGUUGAAUUGUCUGGAUUUAAAAAGCUAUUAUGUUUUCCUUUCCUUUGCCACUGUUUUUUAUUACUGCUUUCAGUAUUUUUUACUCCAUUUCUUGCUUAUUUCCCAGGGAGUGUCCUGAACUUUUUGUAAGCAAUUGCUACUUAUGUGAAGAUUGUAAU